Molecule: messenger RNA, 7791 nt
Organism: Epinephelus fuscoguttatus (brown-marbled grouper)
Lineage: Eukaryota; Metazoa; Chordata; Actinopteri; Perciformes; Serranidae
Gene: trip12
Product: thyroid hormone receptor interactor 12
Exons: 44
Coding region: 320-6499 (2059 amino acids)
Biological process (GO): proteasome-mediated ubiquitin-dependent protein catabolic process; protein polyubiquitination; regulation of double-strand break repair
Cellular component (GO): nuclear speck
Molecular function (GO): zinc ion binding; ubiquitin protein ligase activity
Source: RefSeq, a predicted model, not a curated record
AGCAGAGUGGAGGAAAGCCAGCCCCACUGCCGCGUCACGUCAGGUCCCGUACACACUGGUGCCUCAAAACGUUUGGAGAAACACCGAGCUUCCUCAAAAGUCGAGUCUUGCUUUGGGUAGCGCUUCAGUCUGGAGAUGGCGAUGGUGCUUGAGGUUUGGUGAAAACAAUGGUCUGAUCCUCAGCGUUGGUGGAAGCAGGGAGCCUGAAAGGGCAGUCAGGUGUCCUGAAUGAUGAAUCCCACUUGAUCAUCGAGUAACCUAUUGGUAUAGUGAAUGGUAGUGUCUAGAAAGGGUAUGUCCCUUCAGGAGAGAGGUGCCAAUGUCCAACCGGCCUAAUUCCAAUCCAGGGGGGUCACUGCGCCGUUCACAGAGGAACACUGCUGCGGCCCAGCCACAAGACCACACAGUCGCGGGAAGGUUGCAGUCAGAGCAGGUAAAACAUAAAGCAAAUUCCCCACCUGAAAGUAGAAGACCUAAUUCUAAGGCUUCCAAAGCCACAGCCAGCUCAGCCACUGGCCAGUCCAGAGGGCACAGCUCAAGAAGCAGAAGCGGUCUUACUCUGUCCGUGGCUUCAUUUGUGUUGCAAGACGAACCAGAGGCUGCAGGGACAUCUGAACAAGAGCGACCAGGCCACCAGUCAAAAAGUGAAGGCACCCGAGGGCUGAAGCGAAGCGAAGCUCCUGACCAAAUUAGUACCUUCGGACCGACCCCUGCCAAGAAGCCCAAAUCGCUCCCACCACCCAGAGACAAUACCUCAGAGACCAAGAAAGGCCCAGCUAAGUCAAAGAAGCGAUCACUUGUUUCAGAACCACCUGCAUCGUCAGGUCGAGGCCAGAGCAAGAAGAGCGGGGCCGCUGGGGCCUCACCAAUCCAGAAACGGAAGAAAGCGGACUCACUCCCCGGUCUUAGUAGCACCGCUGGGUCCCUCCCCAAUCGUACCGAGGGCAGGACUGCAAAACCCACCAAGCUGGCGUCUAAAUCGGCCGCCUCAGCCAAAGCUGGGUGUAGCAACGUGACGGACUCCUCCUCCUCUGCCUCCACCUCUUCCUCUUCCUCCACCACAGGCACCAACAGUACCACCACGCAGGGCGCUCGAGUCAAACAGGGAAAAGAUCAGACCAAGGCACGACGCUCUCGCUCAGCCUCUAGCCCCUCCCCACGCCGCAGUACCCGUGACAAGGAGCAGGCCAAAGCCGCCAGCUCUUCAAAGUUUGAGUGGGCAGCACGCUUUAACCCCAAAGUCAACCUGCCAAAACCCAAACUGUCCUUGCCUGGAUCCUCCAAAACUGAGACCUCCAAACCUGGGCCUUCAGGAUUACAAGCUAAACUAGCAAGUUUGAGAAAAUCCACUAAGAAGCGCAGCGAGUCUCCUCCAGCAGAGCUCCCCAGCUUUCGGCGGAGCACACGCCAGAAGACCACGGGCUCCUGUGCCAGCACCAGUCGGCGGGGCUCAGGCCUGGGCAAGCGCGGGGCAGCCGACGCUCGCCGACAGGAGAAAAUGGCCGACUCCGACAACAACCAGGAUGGGGCCAACUCGUCAGCCGCUCGCACUGAUGAGGCAUCACAAGGGGCUUCCGCUUCAAGCUCAGUUGCUGGAGCAGUGGGCAUGACCACCUCUGGAGAGAGUGAGUCUGAUGACUCUGAAAUGGGAAGGCUUCAAGCCCUAUUGGAAGCCAGGGGUCUCCCCCCACAUCUUUUUGGGCCCCUGGGGCCCCGCAUGUCCCAGCUGUUCCACAGGACCAUUGGCAGUGGAGCAAGCUCCAAGGCUCAGCAGCUAUUACAAGGCCUGCAGGCCACAGGUGACGAGUCUCAACAGCUCCAGGCUGCCAUUGAGAUGUGCCAGCUGCUGGUGAUGGGCAACGAGGAAACACUUGGUGGAUUCCCUGUGAAGAGUGUGGUGCCUGCUUUGAUUACACUGUUACAAAUGGAGCAUAACUUUGAUAUUAUGAAUCAUGCCUCUCGUGCACUCACGUAUAUGAUGGAGGCACUCCCUCGAUCCUCUGCUGUGGUGGUCGAUGCUAUUCCUGUCUUCCUGGAGAAGCUUCAGGUUAUCCAGUUCAUUGACGUAGCAGAGCAGGCCCUGACUGCCCUGGAGAUGUUGUCAAGGCGACACAGCAAAGCCAUUUUACAAGCUGGUGGACUCGCAGACUGCCUCCUCUACCUAGAGUUCUUCAGCAUCAAUGCUCAGAGGAACGCUUUGGCCAUUGCAGCCAACUGCUGCCAGAGCAUUACUCCAGAUGAGUUCCACUUUGUUGCUGAUUCGCUGCCGCUGCUGACUCAGAGACUGACACACCAGGAUAAAAAAUCAGUGGAAAGCACUUGCCUCUGUUUCGCCAGACUGGUGGACAACUUUCAACAUGAGGAGAACCUGCUGCAGGAGGUGGCAUCACGGGACCUGUUGACCAACAUUCAGCAGCUACUGGUAGUCACUCCUCCUGUGCUCAGCUCGGGGAUGUUUAUCAUGGUUGUGCGUAUGUUUUCCUUGAUGUGCUCUAACUGCCCCUGCCUGGCAGUCCAGCUCAUGAAACAGAACAUAGCAGAAACUCUGCGCUUCCUCUUGUGUGGUGCAUCAAAUGGCAGCUGCCAGGAGCAGAUUGAACUGGUACCCCGGAGCCCCCAGGAGCUCUACGAACUGACCUCCCUCAUAUGUGAGCUGAUGCCCUGCUUGCCUAGAGAGGGCAUCUUUUCAGUUGAUGUAAUGCUCAAGAAGGGCAGUGCCCAGACAACAGAAGGAGCAAUAUGGCAGUGGAGAGACGACCGAGGACUGUGGCACCCUUAUAACCGCAUUGACAGCCGCAUCAUUGAGACAGCACACCAGAACGGGGAGGAUGAGAUCAGCUUGUCGACCCUGGGCCGUGUGUACACAAUUGACUUUAACUCUAUGCAGCAGAUCAAUGAAGACACAGGAACAGCACGUGGUAUCCAGAGGAAGCCGAAUCCUCUUGCCAACCCUAAUACAGGGAGUCACCAGGAGGUCCGUCGAGAAGACGCACGAGCCCAGUUGAUGAAGGAGGACCCUGAGCUGGCAAAGUGCUUUAUCAAAACUCUGUUCGGGGUCUUGUAUGAGGUGUACAGCUCAUCGGCCGGCCCUGCUGUCAGACACAAGUGCCUUAGAGCCAUCCUCAGGAUCAUCUACUUUGCUGAUGCAGAGCUGUUAAAGGAUGUGCUGAGGAACCAUGCUGUGUCCAGUCACAUUGCCUCCAUGCUAUCCAGCCAGGACCUGAAGAUUGUAGUGGGUUCUCUGCAGAUGGCUGAGAUCCUCAUGCAGAAGCUGCCUGAUGUCUUCAGUGUCUAUUUCAGAAGAGAAGGUGUCAUGCACCAGGUGAAGAACCUCUCAGAGUCCGAGAGCUUUCUGGUCACCAGUCCCCCAAAGGCUUGCCCCAGUGGCACUGCCAGUUUGUGCAAUACCACCAUCAGCACUGCAUCCACCACAUCUGCUAACAAUGCAACUCCUGAUCUGGGCUCACCCAGCUUCCAGCACAGCAUGGACGACUCACUAGACCUCAGCCCGCAGGGGCGGUUAAGUGAUGUCCUAAAGAGGAAACGGUUACCUAAAAGAGGGCCCAGAAGGCCCAAGUACUCUCCCCCAAGAGAUGAUGAUAAAGUAGACAAUCAGGCCAAGAGCCCUACCAGUACUCAGUCACCCAAAUCAUCGUUCUUGGCCAGUCUUAAUCCCAAAACCUGGGGUAAGCUGGGUGCCCAGACCAACAAUGCCAACUCAGAGCCCUCACGCACGGCGGGGGUGAGUGGCCUGGCAAGGGCGCCUCCCAAGGACUCAAUUUCAAAUAACAGAGACAAAAUAAAAGCCUGGAUCAAAGAACAGGCAAGUAAGUUUGUGGAGCGCUACUUCAACUCUGAAAAUGUGGAUGGCAGUAACCCUGCACUGAAUGUACUCCAGAGACUUUGCACAGCCACAGAGCAGCUCAACCUGCAGGUGGACGGUGGUAUGGAGUGCUUGGUGGAGAUCUCCAGUAUUGUAUCAGAAUCUGAUGUGUCGUCUUUUGAGAUCCAACACAGCGGGCUGGUGAAGCAGCUCCUGGUCUACCUAACCUCCAACAACGACAGGGACUUGCUCAGCCGCGAUGUGCGGCUCAAGAGGUUUCUCCAUGUGUUCGCUGGCUGUCCGGUUCCAGGAAUGGAGCCUGUAGGUCGUCUGGACCCAACAGAGAAUGGGCCGUACCUGGCACUUGUGCACAAAAUGAACAGCUGCCUGAGCCAAAUGGAGCAGUUUCCUGUCAAAGUGCAUGAUUUCCCCAGUGGUAAUGGCAAUGGCAGCAGGGGCUCUCAGGCACUGAAGUUCUUCAACACACAUCAGCUCAAAUGUCAGCUGCAGAGACAUCCAGAUUGCACUAAUGUUAAACAGUGGAAAGGCGGCCCUGUAAAGAUAGACCCCCUGGCCCUGGUGCAAGCCAUAGAGCGGUAUCUUGUUGUCAGAGGGUACGGCCGAAUAAGAGAAGAAGAUGAGGACAGUGAUGACGACGGUUCAGAUGACGAAAUCGAUGAAUCACUGGCGGCACAGUUCCUGAACUCUGGCAGUGUACGUCACAGACUACAAUUUUACAUUGGUGACCACCUGCUACCGUACAACAUGACGGUGUACCAGGCUGUGCGGCAGUAUAGUCUUCAGGCAGAGGAAGAAAGAGAGUCGACAGACGAUGAGGCAAACCCACUUGGGCGAGCUGGCAUUUGGACCAAAACGCACACAAUAUGGUAUAAGCCUGUGAGAGAGGACGAGGAUGGCAGCAAAGAUGCUGUGGGUGGAAAGAGGGGCCGAGCCCAGACUGCUCCCACCAAAACUUCACCUCGCAACGCCAAGAAGCAGGAUGAGCUGUGGCAUGAUGGUGUGUGUCCCAGUGUCACCAAUCCCCUAGAGACAUACCUCACUUCGGAGCCACCAGAGACCAUAACCUUUGAUGACCCCUCUUUAGAGGUCAACCUGCUGCUGAGGGUCCUGCACUCCAUCAGUAGAUACUGGUUCUACUUGUAUGAAAAUGCUGCGUGUAAGGAAGUCAUCUCGACCAGUGAGUUCAUUAACAGUAAGCUGACAGCCAAAGCAAACCGUCAGCUACAAGACCCGCUGGUCAUCAUGACGGGGAACAUCCCCACUUGGCUCAUUGAGCUUGGAAAGACCUGUCCUUUCUUCUUCCCCUUUGACACCCGGCAGAUGUUAUUCUAUGUAACUGCCUUUGAUCGUGACAGAGCCAUGCAACGCCUACUGGACACAAAUCCUGAAAUCAACCAGUCAGAUUCUCAGGACAGCAGAGUUGCACCACGUCUUGACAGGAAGAAGAGGACAAUAAACCGUGAUGAGCUGCUAAAACAGGCUGAGUCUGUGAUGCAGGACCUGGGCAGCUCGAGGGCAAUGUUGGAGAUUCAGUAUGAGAACGAGGUUGGUACAGGUCUUGGCCCGACUCUGGAGUUCUACGCUCUGGUGUCACAGGAGCUCCAGCGGGCUGAUCUGGGCCUGUGGAGGGGCGAAGAGGUCACGCUGGCCAAUCCUAAAGGAAGCCAAGAGGGAACCAAGUACAUGUUCAGCUCCAGAGGACUGUUUGCUGUUCCCUUCGGCAGGACAACCAAACCAGCACACAUAGCCAAAAUCAAAAUGAAGUUCCGUUUCUUAGGAAAGCUAAUGGCCAAAGCCAUUAUGGACUUCAGAUUGCUGGACCUGCCCCUGGGGCUGCCAUUUUAUAAGUGGAUGCUCCGGCACGAGAUGUCUAUAAGCUCCCAUGACCUGGUGAACAUUGACCCCGGUGUGGCAAAGUCCAUCCAGCACCUGGAGGAUAUUAUCCGUCAGAAGAAGAGGCUGGAACAGGACCGAUCACAGACGAGGGAGACCCUACAGCAGGCACUGGAGAGCCUGAACAUGAACGGCUGCUCAGUGGAGGACCUGGGUUUGGACUUCACCCUUCCAGGAUUCCCCAACAUUGAGCUGAAAAAGGGCGGCAAAGACGUCCCAGUCACGAUCUACAACCUGGAGGAGUACCUCAGGUUGGUGGUGUACUGGACUCUAAAUGAAGGAGUGUCCAGACAGUUUGAGUCAUUUAGGGAAGGGUUCGAGUCAGUCUUCCCCUUGCAUCACCUGCAGUAUUUCUAUCCAGAGGAGCUGGACCAGUUGCUGUGUGGCAGUAAAUCAGAGACGUGGGACGUCAAGACGCUGAUGGAGUGCUGUCGACCGGACCACGGCUACACACAUGACAGUCGUGCUGUACGGUUCCUGUUUGAGGUGUUGAGCAGCUUCGACGCCGAGCAGCAGAGACUCUUUCUGCAGUUUGUCACAGGGAGCCCCAGACUGCCCGUCGGUGGUUUCCGGAGCCUGAACCCCCCUCUGACGAUUGUGAGGAAAACGUUCGAGUCGACGGAGAACCCGGACGACUUCCUCCCAUCAGUCAUGACCUGUGUCAACUACCUGAAGCUGCCUGACUACUCAAGCAUAGAGAUCAUGCGAGAGAAACUGUUGAUCGCGGCCCGCGAGGGCCAGCAGUCUUUCCACCUUUCCUGAUCUCUCCACAUCUCACAUUCAAAUGCCUUCUACAGCGACUGAUGAAACAUGACUUCCUUCUUAGUUUUUUUGUAACCACAUACAUCAAGGCUACAUGUACAGCCUUCUUGUUAGAGAAAGCAGCUUGCAGAAAAAUUAAGACUUUAAAUAUAUAUUUGCUGCCCCGGUCUCUCAAAAAAAAAGUAUAAAAAAAUAAAAAAUGGAAAGGUGUUCCAUGACUCACAGAAGUUAAAAUAUAAAAAAAGAGAGAGUAAAACUUAUAUCAGUAGUUGAGUAAUGUUAAAAAAAGAUGAAAACAUCUGGGUGACAUUUUAAAUUGCAUUGCUAUGUGAUAUUUAAAAAAGGGAUGUCUCCUCUUCAGAGUGGUGGACAAUGUCACUGGGUGUUGGGGAGGGCGGGGGGGAGGGGGGGUUCCAUCGAGCAAGCUAGGUUUACUUUAGCUCCAAAGAUCAUUUGUACAGACAAAUUUGCAGACUUUGCUCAUUCUACACAUUUGAUAGAAUAGCUCUUUGUUCUCAUGUCUCUUCCCCUCAGUUCGUCUGUUUGCAUUUCGUUCUGUAUUAUAUUGGCCCCAGUUUGUGUGUUGCAUUUUGGUUCGGCUUUCCCCCCCCCACGUGUGUCUUUGCUUCAAGUUGUGGAAAACGAGAGUUGCAGUUGGUUGAAUGCGGGUAGUGAUGAGCGCAUAUUAUCUUUUUUUUCUUACCCCUCUACCUAAGUUGAGAUUGUGUUCUGGCCUCCUUUAUUAUAGAGAGCUUUAGCUCAAAAUGAAGAGAUGUAACCAAUGUGUUGAUCAGGUAAAUUUUGUUUUGCUCUUAUUUUGAUAGAGUUAGCGUCUUUCUGUUGGGCCCUACCUGAUGUGUAGGGUUAUCUUGGUAGACCAAGCUCUGAGCAACCCUCAACACAUAAUGUAGCUGGGCACAAAAUUUGGCUGGUCUCAUUUUAUCGUUUCAUGGCCAGAUAGCAUUUCAAGUUCAUUUAUGGAAUAAAGUUUAUAUGCAGUUUCACACCCUGUUUGAGGUGGGAAUGUCUGCUUUACUUUUUUUUUUUUUUUUUUUUUUAAAUUUUCUAUAUUGUCUUUAUUUCUUGCUGUAGUUGAUUAUUAUUAUUUUUUUCUUUGCACUGCUGGCUUGGAACAAACCGUGGUGUGCACCUGCAGUCUGUGGCCAGGGGAGGGCGCCACUGUAUGUUCUCCUGGCCCAAUCGUUCAUGUGCUGGUUUCUAAGAUCUGCAAUAAUUUACUGCAUCAGGUUCAUGUUUUUACCUGAACAUAAAUAAAGUAACUGUUUGACUCA